AUGAGCAGUCGAUCGGAUAGAGCAAAUAAGUUAAAGCAACUACGAGAAGCUAAGCUAACGAAAAGUAAAGCAAAAAAGAUUCAGGACGAUGAGCAGUUCUUUGAGGAACUAGAAGAGGAUACAUACAAACAGCUUGAUGAAGAUUUUGUAGAAGAUGAUGAUAAUGCAGGUUAUAUUGACAAUGGAUUUGAUGAUCAAGUAUUUUCAGACGAAGAAUACGACCAAGAGCCAGCAAAUGGCAAACGAAAGAGAAAAACAGGCAAACAGGAAAAGAAUUUGAAAAAGGAACCGGUAGUAGCCAAACCGAAUCAACAAAUCAAUCGCUUCUUCAACAAUUCCACCUUAAAAUCUGCGUUGAAACCAAAACCAAAGCCGGUUGAUGAAGAGGAAACUGAAGAUUUCAUGGCAAGCUUGCUAUCAGAUUUCAGCUCAAGCAGUAAUACAAUGCCUCCUGCCAAAAAAGUCAGCAAAUCAUUAAAAUCAUCUCCUUUAAGGUCUGCAGUAAACAGACCGAAAACCCUUAAUACAGCUGCAUCGAUGACGUCCACUACACCAGUUGUGACAUUUAAUCAACGUGUUGAUGCCAAAGACGCCCAAAAGACAUCUUUACCUUCGAAUGAAAAUGGUCAUUCAUCCAGCUCAACCGUUGACCAAAUCAGCAACAACAUCUUGAACGAUACAUUGGAUGAAGAUAUAAUGUUCGAUAACGAUUUCGGGCCUGAUGAUGAUAUGGAUGCAAUCAUGGAUGAUGCGGAUAAAUAUGCUGACACUACGCAAAAAGAAAAAGAAGUCGAUAGCUUAAUGGUACAACAGAGAGCGCCUAAUUUUAAAACUACCAAUUUGAAGCAAAUUCCUAGCGAUUUACAGGGCUGGAAAGUGACUGAUGCAGCUAUGGCCGAUACAUUUAACCAGGAUACCAUGAAAGAAGAAACACAAAAAAUGGAUAUACUUGAAAGUAACAAGCAUCUUCACUUUUGGUGGUAUGAUGCUUAUGAAAGGAAAGAAAAGGGUUAUGUCUACCUAUUUGGCAAAGUAUUGAAUAAAGGGACCAAUAAGUAUGUCAGCUGCUGUGUUACUGUCAAGAAUAUCGAAAGAAAUUUGUUUAUUUUGCCUCGCGCACGAAAAUUGAAUGAUGAAGGAAACGCGACAGAAGAAGAAGUUAGUAUGGCAGAUGUCUAUAGUGAAAUAUCAGAAUUAUGUACGAAAAAGGGAAUCAGCAAAUUCGCUUCAAAGGAAGUGAAGAGAAAAUAUGCGUUUGAAUCACCUGAUGUACCAACAGAAAGUAGCUAUUUAAAAGUAUUAUACGGUUACGACCAGCCAGCAUUCACUGGGGAUGAAACGGGUAAAUGUUUCAGUAAAGUAUUUGGUGCGCCUACCGGGCCAUUGGAGCAUUUCUUAAUCAAGCGUGACAUUAUGGGCCCAUGCUGGUUGGAUAUUGCCGAUGCUCAGUUAAAUAACGUCAGCGAAACGUGGUGUAAAGUUGAAAUCUGCGUUGAGGACCCUAAAACCGUCAACCCUCUUGUCGACGCUAGUGGCAACAGACCCACUCAUUUUCCUCCUUUAGUUGUUAUGUCACUCUGCUUACGUACAAUUCUCAAUGAAAAAAAGAAUGUCAAUGAAAUUGUUGCCGCCAGUGCCUUUGUAUGUGAUUCUGUACAAAUCGACAAUGCUGUACCUAUCGAGCAACUGAGCAAGUCCCGUUUUACAGUAGUUCGCCAGCUGGACAAUAAGCCUUAUCCUGCUAAUUUUACUGAACUAGCUGCAAAAGAACGGAAAGAAAAUGGAUUUACCAUUCAAGUAGAAAGAAAAGAAAACUCGUUGUUAAACUAUUUAAUUGCAAGAAUUUAUAUGUGUGAUCCAGACGUAAUCGUGGGGCACAAUUUUGCAGGAUUCGAUUUAGAUGUAUUGUUGCACCGUAUGAAAGCUUUGAAUAUCCAAAACUGGCACAGAUUGGGUAGAUUAAAACGUAGAAAUUGGCCUAAACUACAAGCAGGAGCUGGUGGCGCUGGGGAGUCUACCUUCCAAGAACGUCUGAUUAUGAGUGGCCGACUUGUUUGCGAUACCUAUUUAGCCUCCAAAGACUUGAUUAGAAGCAAAUCUUAUCGUAUGACUGACCUUGCUCAAUCUCAACUCAAAAUUCAUCGCGAGGAUAUAGAAUUUGGCAAAUCUGCAGAUUAUUUCGAUCAUUCAGAUACACUUUUACACUUGCUAAAACACUGCUCAUUUGAUUCUUUCUUGGCUAUGGCCCUUAUGUUCAAGCUGCAAAUUCUACCUCUGACACAUCAGUUAACGAAUUUGGCUGGUAAUAUGUGGUCUCGUACAAUGACAGGUGCAAGAGCCGAACGAAAUGAAUAUUUGUUACUACACGAAUUUCACAAGGCCAAGUAUAUAUGUCCUGAGAAAACUUAUGGUGGCUCAAAGACAGCAGUUGUCCAAGCAGCAGAAAUGGAAGACGACGAAGAAGCAGCAGCCUUGGCAUCCAACAGCAAUAAUAAAAGAAAGACAGGUGGCGGUCGACGAAAGCCGGCUUAUUCUGGUGGUUUGGUUUUGGAGCCGAAAAAAGGUUUCUACGAUAAAUACGUGCUGUUACUCGAUUUCAACAGUUUGUAUCCAUCCAUUAUCCAAGAAUACAACAUAUGUUUUACGACUGUAAAUCGUGCUUCAUUUACUGAAGGAACCGGAGAAUCUGGCGAAGAAAAAGUGCCAGAUUUACCUGACGAGACUUUGCCGCAAGGCAUCUUACCACGACUGAUUAAAACUCUGGUUGACCGUCGUCGCCAAGUCAAAGAUUUGAUGAAAGGUAACAUCUCCGAGGCAGAAUAUACCCAACUCGAUAUUCGUCAGAAAGCUCUGAAACUCACAGCCAACAGUAUGUACGGUUGUUUGGGUUUUACACAUUCUCGGUUUUACGCCAAACCUCUGGCUAUGCUGAUUACACAUAAGGGUCGUGAAAUUCUUCAAAGCACUGUAAAUUUAGCCGGCAGCUUGGAUAUGAACGUUAUUUACGGUGAUACUGACUCCAUUAUGGUUUACACUAAUCAAAAUGAUUUAAACGAAGUGAAGAAAAUGGGUACUAUUUUACGAAAAGCAGUCAACAAGCGCUACAAGCUACUUGAAAUCGGUAUUGACGGCUACUUUAAACAUAUGUUAUUGUUGAAAAAGAAAAAAUACGCUGCCUUGCUAGUCGAAGAAAAGCCAAAUGGUGAACUAGUCGAAACAGUGGAGACGAAGGGUUUGGAUCUAGUGCGUCGUGAUUGGUGUGAUUUAUCGCACGAUGUAUCUGAGCGUGUUUUGAACUUUAUAUUAUCUGACCAUGAUCGAGAGGAAGUGGUUACGGAAAUCCAUGAAUAUUUAGAAGUGGUGGCAGAGCAGAUCCGACAGGGCGAUGUCCCUUUAGAGAAAUACGUUAUCAACAAACAGCUUACUAAGCGACCACAAGAUUAUACAGAUGCAAAAAAUCAACCUCAUGUCCAAGUUGCUUUACGUUUAAUUGCAGCAGGUCAUAAUGUCAAGAGUGGCGAUACCAUACCUUACGUUAUUUGUAAAACAGACGAAGAAACAAGUGGAGACAAGAGAGGUUCUGCUUUGAGAGCCUACCAUCCUGACGAUGUGAUAAAAAAUAAUAUGCAACUGGAUAUUGAGUGGUAUCUUCAUCAACAGGUUCACCCACCCUUGACCCGUCUAUGUUCGCCUAUUGAAGGCACAGAUCCUGCUCGACUUGCUGAAUGCUUAGGUUUAGAUACAAGAAAAUACAACUUCGCUCACACCAGCACCAUUGCAGAAGAAGAAGAUCCGGAAUUCGCAACUUUAGACUCUCAAAUUAGUGAUGAAGAACGUUUCCAACAUUGCGCUCGACUGCAUUUGAGGUGCCAAUAUUGUGGUGAACAGGAGCAGAACGUAUUUGAGAGCAUUAUACGGGUUUCAAACGAUUCUCAAAUUGAAAGUGGCUUUGACUGCACUAAAUGUCAUAUUACUCUGGGUCAAUCAAGUAUACGUGUUCAGGUUAUAACAGCUAUCCGAAAACAUAUUCAAAGAUAUUACGAAGGAUGGUAUGUGUGUGAUGAUGUAACUUGUAAUAAUCGAACACGCAUGUUAUCUGUAUUUGGACGAAGAUGCAUUCUUGAUAAUUGCCGUGGAACCAUGAAGAGAGAGUACACGGAUAAGCAAUUAUAUACCCAGCUUUUGUAUUUUUCCUCUAUCUUUGAUCCCUCAAAAGCAAAGGACAAAUACCUAUCAGGACCCUUCGCAGGUAGAAUCAUGAAAUUUUUGGAGCAUGAUAAAAACGGCUAA
This is a messenger RNA of Mycotypha africana, 4290 nucleotides long. Its product is annotated as DNA polymerase family B-domain-containing protein. The coding region runs from base 1 to 4290 and encodes 1429 amino acids. Gene Ontology annotation, cellular component: alpha DNA polymerase:primase complex. NCBI's taxonomy places the organism in Eukaryota, Fungi, Mucoromycota, Mucoromycetes, Mucorales, Mycotyphaceae. Gene Ontology annotation, molecular function: purine nucleotide binding; pyrimidine nucleotide binding; DNA-directed DNA polymerase activity. Gene Ontology annotation, biological process: lagging strand elongation; leading strand elongation; DNA replication. The transcript is spliced from 6 exons. The record is from RefSeq and is a predicted model, not a curated record.